Messenger RNA from Ceutorhynchus assimilis (cabbage seed weevil), 378 nucleotides. Lineage: Eukaryota; Metazoa; Arthropoda; Insecta; Coleoptera; Curculionidae. The record is from the annotation of a GenBank genome assembly.
AUGGAUGAAGGUAAUAAAUAUCUCAAGACAUGGACUGACAUGAAAUAUAAUUUAAAGAAAAAAGCGGCGGAAAUUAAAAAGGAGCAAACUAAAACAGGAGGUGGUUUAGGAGUUACGAAAGUAUUGACUCCGUUUGAGGAGAGGGCAUUGCAGUUGCUCGGUUCGAGUUUUAUUGGCCUAAACGAGCCAGAUGUUGGUUUGCCAAAAUCUUAUUCAACAUUUCUCUUAAUUCCACCAAUUAAUGAAAACAGAAAUGAACCAUUCACUCCAAAAUUAAUUGAUGAAAAUAUCUGCCACAUCACACGUGAACACUUAAAAAAGGCUUUGGAGUCAUCUUUCUGUCAGUGGAUGUUCAGAAUCCUAUUUAUUAGGAAAUGA